Molecule: messenger RNA, 2058 nt
Organism: Ananas comosus (pineapple)
Lineage: Eukaryota; Viridiplantae; Streptophyta; Magnoliopsida; Poales; Bromeliaceae
Product: protein spotted leaf 11
Molecular function (GO): protein binding
Source: RefSeq, a predicted model, not a curated record
AGAGGGGGAGCAGGUUCUUGCAUUGGGGAGCGGCAAUGGCGAAGUGCGAUCGUGGCGACGCGGGGUUCCGACUAUGGCCGCUCUUCUCCGCGGCGUCCCUCCGCCGCAGGCUCCUCGAGGCGCUCAUGUGCGGCGGCGUCUCUCGCCCACGCCGCCGCAGGGGCGGCGGCCGCGGCUGCGCCGUGGCGGCGGCGGCGUUCUCGUCGCCGAUGCCGCGGCCGAGGUCCGAUCGGCUCGCGGAGCUCCUCAGGGCGGAGGCGUCGGAGUCGGGCUCCGACGAGGCGGCUGAGGCGACGGCGACGGCGACGGCGGCGGCGGAAGAGGAGGCGCGGCGCAAGGUCGAGGCUCUGAAGGAGCUCCAGCGCGUGGUGCGGCGGCUCCACGUCGACGGCGACGGCGGAGAUCGGCGGCGCGAGGCGGCGGAGGAGGUGCGGCGGCUCGCGAAGGACGACGCCGAGGCGCGGGAGACGCUGGCGAUGCUCGGCGCGAUCCCGCCCCUGAUCGGGAUGCUGGACGCCGACGAUCUCGAGCUCCGGAUCGCGGCGCUCUACGCGCUCCUCAACCUCGGGAUCGGCAACGACAUGAACAAGGCGGCGAUCGUGAAGGCCGGCGCCGUGCACAAGAUGCUGGGGAUGAUCGGAUCCCCGGAGGACGAGGCCUCCCCUUCCCCUUCCGCUUCCGCUUCCGUUUCCGAGGCGAUCGUCGCGAACUUCCUCAGCCUGAGCGCCCUCGACUCGAACAAGCCGAUCAUCGGUUCCUCCGGCGCGAUCCCCUUCCUGGUGCGCGCCUUCCAAAACCCUAACCCUAACCCUUAUCCUAAACCUACCCCCAACCCGAGCGGCUCCGACGCGCUCCGCGCGCUCUUCAACCUCUCGAUCGCGGCGUCGAACGCGCCGCGGCUGGUGGACGCGGGGCUCGUACCGGCGCUGCUCGCGGCCGCGGGCGACGCGGACGCCGGCGCGGGCGAGCGCGCCCUGGCGACGCUCGCGAACCUGGUGGCGGCGGCGCCGGAGGGGCGGCGCGCGGUGGGGCGGAACGCGGCGGAGGCGUUCCCGAUCCUGGUGGACGCGCUGGGGUGGUGCGACGCGCCCGGGUGCCAGGACAAGGCGGCGUACGUCCUCAUGGUGAUGGCGCACAAGGGCCGCGUCGCCGACCGCGCCGCCAUAGCCGACGCCGGGGUCGUCUCCGCCCUCCUCGAGCUCACGCUCCUCGGGAGCGCGCUCGCCCAGAAGAGGGCGUCGCGGACGCUCGAGAUUCUCCGUGUGGACAAGGGGAAGGAGGUAUCGGGCUCGUCGGCGGUGUCGGCGCCAUUGGCGAGGGAGGAGGAGGGAGAGGGGGAGGAGGAGAAGAGGGGGGAGGCAGGCAGAGAGGAGGAGGUGGGUGAGCGAGAGAAGCGCGCCGUGAAGCAGUUGGUGCAGCAGAGCUUGCAGAGCAACAUGAGGAUCGUGAAGCGGGCGAAUUUGCCGCAGGUCGCGCCCUCCGAGCACCUCCGGGCGCUCACCGCCUCCUCCACUCCAAGAGCUUGCCGUUCUAAACCCAAACCACAAACACCGAAAAUUGAGGAAAAAGAGUUGGAUCUGAGUGCGAUGGCCCAACCGAAUUUACCAAAGUGAGCAGCAUCACGUUCUCUUAUAAAUUACAUCCUCCUCCGGGGCUCUCUAGGUAUUGUUGAUAUUAUUAAUUAAUACAUUUUUGUAUAGGGAUAGGGAUUAGAUAGCUAGUUUGUGUCCUUUCUUUAGUUUACUAUUCUUGUUUAGCGUAUAAAUAUUCUGGGUUUGUAUUAAAAUAUGGUAAAUUUGCAGCAGCCCCAUUGAUCUUCUUCUGCCAUCUUUUUGUGGUACUCUGAAACAAUUUUGACAAGGAAUGCAGUACAAGUCUUGAUGCUCCUUUAAUUUCAGAGUGUACUAGUAAAAUUUCUUCAAAGGACCACAAAAAGAAGGUGGAAAUGAAAUCUGUGUGCCAUUAAUUACCGGAGUUAGAAAUGUCGGAUGUAGCAGCGAAUGUUACAUAUCGUUUUGAUCUAGCCUCUCGAACAACUAUUCAACUAUUCCGAAACUU